Haliotis rubra (blacklip abalone) is the source of this 2918-nucleotide messenger RNA. RefSeq lists its product as uncharacterized. NCBI's taxonomy places the organism in Eukaryota, Metazoa, Mollusca, Gastropoda, Lepetellida, Haliotidae. The coding region runs from base 118 to 1725 and encodes 535 amino acids. The transcript is spliced from 6 exons. The record is from RefSeq and is a predicted model, not a curated record.
AUUUUAACUGGAUAUUUUGGAGGUGCGGACGGCAGGAUAAUCAGACGUCCUCACACGGGGAAUACUCGCCGACCACCGCCGGACCGAGUUCGAACCCACGUUGAAGGCAAAAAAGACAUGACAACCCCAGUUAUCCCGCUUCUGCCAUUUAACCCACCUAACUAUGACAUGCAACAAAGAGAGUCAAGGAAGUUGCCGCCAGUUACCAUGACGACAGCUAUUAUUGUGGGCUGCAUCAUCACAUCUUGCGUCCUGAUAGCAGUGCUUGUAGCCGCCAUACUCAAACAAAAACGAUCUAGGAAUCAGAGGAGUGGUAAAAUUUCAACUACCAAGGGAGACAACUCUGUUGGGAACACUGAGAAGUCAUUGGUCGACGCCGACAUAUAUUCUGAGAUUGAACCUAAAGGCUCGUCUUGCUGCUUCUGCUUAUGUAAGACGUCGAAGUAUGCAAUGUCGCCGAACGACAACGCAGACAACAUCUAUGCCGAGGUUCAAGACGUGAAGCCCUACCCAACCCCGGCCCCUGCGAAAGAGGUCAUAUACGAAACUCUUGAUGGCAAGGAAUGGUCACGAUCGAGACAAAGUUCUGACACUUCCAAAGAGGAAUCUAAACCUGCGCCCUGCAUUUAUGACCAUUUGAGUUUCCAGGAACUGGAGAGACUGAACAGGGAGAACAGGGAUUUGGAUACUGAAAAGAAAACAAUGAAAAAAGUUGAUCAACCGUCGUGUGGAUAUGACCGAUUGGACAGAAGUCCUCAGAAUCUGUCUGCAUCCGAUAGUCUGGACAAUCCGGACGGUAACAACAACAGCUUGGUCCGACGUCUCAGUCAGAAACAGAUUCUCAAAAAGCUGUUCACUGUCGACAUGGAAAGCAUACAACGCUGCAGACUUUCACCUACGGGCAGUCCAGCUCAUUCCGAGACAGAAACCGGACCAGCAGUUGGCCAUGAGUACUUUGUCCUUGAAGAUGUCUGUGAGCUACGCAACGACCGACGCCACAAGCCACCUGUUCCCAUUCGGACGUUCUCCCUCAGGUCCUCCCUAGACGGGGACAGGUACGUCAGCACACAUCGAGGGCGUGGUCACGGGGACGUGGAAAAUGGAAGAAGGGUCAGAUCUUUUCCGGAACGUCAGGGCGACUUUCGUUCCAAUGAUACUCCUGACGCAAUCAGCGUGGUUUCUUCAGAAGCUGUGUACAAUAUUUCAAGUGGAAAUGCUCUGAGAUUCAGCUCCAAUUCCAGUCCCUUGGAAGCUGGUGUUAGUUUAAGGAAUCCAAGAAAUGACUACUUUGUAAUAGAUCCAACGUUUACAAACUGCUCUUCGUCUUCCAGAAGCUUCACUUCUCAAAACGACAGCCAGUCCUGUGACCAGGACAACCUCUCGACGGUGUCUAGCCGUCUGCCCAGAAAUGACUAUUUUGUGCUUGAAUCUGAAACAGAGCGGACAGUUUCAGGAGGAGCGACGUUUCGUAUUGUAGAAGACGAUGCAGCUUCUAGGGAUGGUGUUCGUCGUCCCGGUGUUUCAAUAGGGCAGGGUACAAUGCAAGGACAGAGCGAUAGUUAUGGAGUAACAGUUGUCAGAUUACUAGAUUCCGGAAAUGACGUCACAUCUCGUGACAGUGAGGAGAGCUUAUACGACAGGCUCCGAUUUAAAUCUGUUUCCCACAAAAGCAAAAAGGAGUAUCGGCCAAGAUUAUUAUCAACCCCAAACAAGAUUGAGUUUUGAAAAACAACCUGGGCCUGGUGUGAUUUUAAAGCUCUUCGAACACAUCUAUCAGCAAGCUGCCACUAACUUUCAAGGUCAUCAUGGCCAAAGGCCGGGAUGUACCGCGCUAUACCAUCUGACGUUGGAUUUACAUGUCAUGAAUAUAUGCAAAUCCUAUAAUCUGUAAAUAAGUACAAGACAAUUCCGUUGAAUUUACCCUUGAGUUAAACGACUUACCUUUGAACGUUUGGUUUUUAUAUGUCUUUUUAUUUUGUUUUUGUAUUUUUGCAUUCAUAUUAUUUUCACCGCCGUUUUCCUUUUACGCCGAGUGGACUCUGUUACGACUGAUAAUCUUAACUGACAUUGGCAUCACAUGCGUGGUGCUUUGUCCACAUUUUUGUGCAUUGGUGGCUCAGCAAGCUAAAAGCCAUGGCUCAGAGUUGAGGCAUAUGGUAUUGUCAUGUGUACUCAUACUCGUAUGUUUAUUCCUUUGUUUGCUGUUAUGCAUUUUAUUGCUACUAAAACGCAUACGUACUCCAUUUCAGUACAUGUUUCUAUUCGAAGAUUCUGAGUGACAAAACUACGUAAAACUGUAUGAUAAUAUAAAGGAGAUGCCUGCAACAUUCCAGUCUUCAGCUUUCCUCUGAUGCUGAGCGAUAUUCCAGCAGCUGCAUUUUAAGUUACAACCGAGCAUGCUCUUCUCAAUGAAGGUUUCAAAAUGCGGCAUACGGAUCUUGCUCAAAAGUUGUUUCAUCAAGGUGCCAGCCGCAUUGAAGGCCUCAACAAAGCUUUCAAAAGAUGUCAUGGUAGUUAUGUGGAUAUCAUUUCCAAAUUAGUCGCAUCAGUGACAAACGUGAUCUUCCCUGUUUUGACUUGUACUAUAUGCUUACAUAUUUGUUUCUGUUGACUACUUGCCUUGCCUUCCCAUGUGUUUUUUUAUGAGGAUCACUGGUUGUACUGGUAUCGUCGGUAUUUGGUAAUGAUUCAUAAACACAUGCUCCAGUUUGAAUCUCCUUCUAAAUAACUCGUUUACGCUUUAGAAUUUAAGUUCUUUAAUGUGAAAGCAAAUGAGCCAUAGCUGAAACUCGCUAGCAAAAAUGGCGCGUGGCAAUAUUGCUCUUCCUAAUUGUCUACCCUUGUUGUUCAUUUCUACAUACGAAAGAACUAUUCCUAUUGUUCUACUGUGUCCCAAUAAAUUAUUUUUCACAAAAGAA